GGAGGGUCUGGAGUCUUGCAGAGAAAGAGCGUCUCCCCCCCCCCAAAGCCCCUGCCUGCCUGGAUCUAUCACUUUGAGCAGCGGGGGAGGGAGCCCUCUAUUUCUCCCAAGCAUCCUUCUGAAACCUGGCGGACUUGGUAGCACUUCUAAUUAGGAUUGUCUUAUUCUUGAAGACAGAAACUGGCACGAGACGAAGGGGUUCUUUUGGUUCUGUUCAGUUCUUCCAUAAAAGAAGUAUCAAAGAUGGAUGAGGAUUUAGGAAGUUGUCCCAGUAUCAUCCAGGCAGGGAGCAGCGGAGGAUCCUGGGACAGAACCCGACUGAAGAUCCCAGGAGAGGACACCCUUAGCUCACAUGUUGAGCACCAGCAGUUCAGGCAUUUCCACUACCAAGAGGCCGAAGGACCCCGAGAGGUUUGCAGCAGACUCCACCGUCUUUGCCACAAGUGGCUGAUGCCAGAGCGACACACUAAGACUCAGAUCCUGGACCUAGUGAUCUUGGAGCAGUUCCUGGCUGUCCUCCCACUGGAGAUGGAGAGCUGGGUGAGGGAGUGUGGAGCAGAGACCAGCUGUCAGGCGGUGGCCCUGGCCGAAGGUUACCUCCUGAGCCAGGCAGAGGAGGAGAAGCAGAGAAGGCAGCAGGGAAAAGAUCUGUUUGCAAAAAUGGACGUUGAUUUCGCCGAGUGGGAGAGGAUUCCGUCAGACACCAGACAGAGGCCACUGGGUGAUAGCGUGAUGCUGGCAAGAGCUCCUAAGCCAUCUCCUCUUCGCAGUGGAGUGGAAGCAGCUUCUGUGGCACAAGAUAAGGAUUCAGUGUCCUUUGAAGAUGUUGCUGUGUAUUUCACAGACGAGGAGUGGGCGCUGCUGGAUCCUGAUCAGAGAGCUUUGCAUAACGAAGUCAUGGAGGAGAAUUGUGGGAUCAUGGCCUCUCUCAAAGGUAACAAAUUGGAAACAACGAACCAUGAGAAAAUCCACACAGUGGAGGAGCCAUCUAAAUAUUUAGAGUGUGAAGAGAUCCUGAGUCAGAAUUCCCACGAAAGAACUGCCAGCAGGGAGAAACCAUAUCACUGUUUGGAAUGUGGGAAGGGCUUCAAGUGGAAGAAAAGUCUCACUUCGCAUCAAAUAAUUCAUACAGGGGAGAAGCCAUUUGAAUGCUUGGAAUGUGGUAAGAGCUUCAGCUGGAAGGAAAGUCUCACUUCCCAUCAAAGAAUCCAUACAGGAGAGAAACCACAUCAGUGCUUGGAAUGUGGGAAGAGCUUUAACGCAAGCAGAAACUUGCGCCGCCAUCAAAGAAUUCACAGUGGCGAGAAACCAUAUCAAUGCUUGGAAUGUGGGAAGAGCUUUACUAGAAGCACGAGCUUCCGUUGUCAUCAAAGUAUCCACAGUGGAGAAAAACCGUAUCAGUGCUUGGAAUGCGGCAAAAGCUUUACGAGAAGCAUAUACUUCCAUCAUCAUCAAACAAUGCACAGUGGGGAGAAACCGUAUCAAUGCUUAGAAUGUGGAAAGAGCUUCCGCUGCAAGAGAAGUCUCAUUUCCCAUCAACAAAUUCACACAGGGGUGAAAUCCUAAAAGCUGUGCCUUCUGGUGUAACCAAGUUCUGGUUUUCUCUCCGUCUUCCUCUCUUGCAAAUUUACUGUGGGCACUUAACCAUUACACUUGUACAAAUACUAAACUGAUAAGACAAUCACUUUAAGCUUUCCAGUUCUAGUGGUAAGGGGCAAAUGAUGAGGAAGAGAGAGAAGGCCACCAGUUGCUUCCUGGUGGCCAUGGGAGAUGUUUUGUUGGGGCAGAAGUGCAGAGGAAGUGAGUGGAACCAUUCAUUGUUGACAGUUGCCCUCCAGCCAGAAAACUUCAAGACUGGCAUUGCUGAAGCAAACUCUCUUCUUCUUCUCCUUCAAGAUUGUGUAUGGAGUACUUUCUUUUGUGGGUUGAAUUGUCUGAGGGCACCUGGUGAGAGGAAGUAGUACAAGGGGGAGGUGUUUACCAUUCCACCCGCAUGGGACGCAGGUGGCACUGUGGUCUAAACCACUGAGUGUCUUGGGCUUGCCAAUCAAUCGUAAGGCCAGCCAUUUGAAUUGGCACAAUGGGGUGAGCUCCCGUUGCCCUGUCCCAACUCCUGCCAACCUAGCAGUUCAAAAGCAUUCCAGCGUGAGUAAAUAAAUAGGUACCACUGUGCCAGGAAGGUAAACAGCAUUUCUGUGCGCCCUGGCUUCCAUCAUGGUGUUUUGUUGCUUCAGAAGUGGUUUAGUCAUGCUGGCCACAUGACCCGGAAAGCUGUCUGUGGUCAAAUGCUGGCUCCCUCAGCCUGAAAACUGAGAUGAGCGCCGCACCCCAUAGUCAAAUUCGACUGGACUUAACCGUCCUUUACCUUUACCUUACCUUUUACCGUUCCACCAAUUCUUUGGUGAGAGAUAGCAACCUGCUAUUUAAACACAGUGCAUUCUUAGGAAAUUGUUUGUUAGGUGAGCAUUCUCAGAACAAGUCAACAAUUUCAUUUAUUCCUAUGGGGAAAUUUCUAAUGUGUUCUCAGCCACUUAAUUUUGACCCCCAAAUGACAGAAAAACCCAGGAAAACUCUGAAACCUUGCUAAAGGCAAACAAGGAAGGGGAAAAGACCCUUUUAUUUAUCUGCUCUCCCCCCCUUCCUCCCCUACUCCCACCAUGGUUUCUGGUGAAACAGCUGCUGGGGACCAUCAACACAUAAAAAGUAAGGCUUGUUUAAGACUUAUUGGUUUACACAGUACUACACACAGGUCUGGCUGUUUCGAUAUCUGAAUCUGUGGUGUGUAUAGUGAGGUUUAGGUACUAAUCCGUCAUGUUUGGAUAAGUGAAUUUUCAUAUAACAAGCGUUUGGAUAGCAGGACCUACGUGUAUUGUCAAUGAAUGUUUUCAUUGCCUCUUUGAUGUGUUUCCACUAUCCUUUUGUUCAGAGGAAGGAGUGGCUGAUGACAUUAGUUACAGAUCGAGAGUGAGAUAUUGGAGAGUUUGGAUGGUACAUCUGUGGGUAUGUGUGGAUGUGUGAGCAGUGUGUGAACAGAGUGACAUUGAAUGAGCAGUACAUGUUAUAUGAUCUUUGUAGAUGUAAGGUUGAAUUUAGGUGUGAUCUGUAGUACUUUGUGAAUCAGGGGGCUGAUUUGGGAGGCUGAAGACUCUAAAAUAUUCCCUGACUCUAAAUAUGUUUCCAAGUGUUUGUUCUUAAAGUUUGCAAUGGUUUUGUUUUUAAAGAUCGUAUUGUUUUAUCCAGUGCUCUCUUUUUUUAGGAGAAAAAGUGCCGGUACUCACCAUUAGGUUGUUACAGUAAGUGCCACACUUUUUAGCAUUUCGAAAAA
Podarcis raffonei (Aeolian wall lizard) is the source of this 3325-nucleotide messenger RNA. Its product is annotated as zinc finger protein 397-like. Gene Ontology annotation, biological process: regulation of transcription by RNA polymerase II. Gene Ontology annotation, molecular function: DNA-binding transcription factor activity, RNA polymerase II-specific; RNA polymerase II cis-regulatory region sequence-specific DNA binding. The transcript has 7 exons. Lineage: Eukaryota; Metazoa; Chordata; Lepidosauria; Squamata; Lacertidae. The record is from RefSeq and is a predicted model, not a curated record. The coding region runs from base 244 to 1566 and encodes 440 amino acids.